CAUAACAUUAUUUAUACUUAAAAUUUGGUUCAACGAUUUUGUUAUAAUAAUUUUAGUUCCUUUUUAUUUAUAUUUAAAAUAGCCACUUAAACACGUAUAUAAGUCAUUGUUCUGUCUUCAAUGUUGUAAUAUAAUUUUACUUGAAUGUAUAAAUAUUUUUACGUAAAAAAUGGAGUUCAAUUUUUAUUUUUUGAUUAUGUGCAGUUGCGUUCAUUUGAGUUUUAGUUUAAACAGUGCAGUACUAGAAUUUUCAGACAGUACUAGUAAAUUUACUGUGGAUUUAUACAAACAAAUUAUAAAAACUGAAUCAGAUAACAUAAUCUUCAGCCCUAUCUCCUUACAACUGUGUCUGGCGUUAACUCUAGAAGGUGCCAAAAGUUCUACAGAAUCGGAACUAUCUAAAGCCUUGAAGCUGCCUAGAAAAGCAACAACUCAAGCUGCUAUACGAAACCUAGAACUCGAUGUUUCAACAGAAAAACUAACUUUAAGAUCAUCAAACAAGUUAUAUAUAGCGAACGGCUACAAUAUAUUACCAGAUUUUCUCGAUAUAGCUAGAUACAUUUAUCAGAGUGAUAUAGAAAACAUAAAUUUCUCAAAUAGUAGUGUUGCUGCUAACAUCAUCAACCAGUGGGUGUCAAAGAGAACGAAUGGUACCAUUCAGAAUUUAAUAAGUCCUAAACAACUCGACGCUUUAACAAAAUUCGUCCUGAUCAACGCUUUGUAUUUCAAAGGACAAUGGAUUAUCCCUUUUAAAAAAAGAUUAACACGCAUGGAUAAUUUUUUUGCGGAAAAUAAUCCAACCAAAGAUAUUCUUAUGAUGAAUUCUGACGAUUAUUACCUAUUUUUGGACUCAAAAGAAUUGAAAGCUAAGUUUUUAGAAUUAAAAUACGAAAACGGCGAUAUUAGCAUGACGUUCGUUUUACCGCACGAGAGGAACGGUUUGAAAACUAUCGAGGAUAAUAUUGGAGAGUAUUUGAAACCUCAGAGUUUGACUACUGAAAGAGUCGCUGUAACGAUACCUACUUUUAAAACUAGCAAGCUUGUUGAUUUUAAAGAUAUUUUAAAGAAAUUAGAAGUAAAGAAGCUCUUUGAGACAACUGCAAAUUUGACAGGUAUUUCAAGAAAGCCAGGCCUCUAUGUGAAAUAUGUCAUUCAAAAGACUUUCAUUGAGAUUUCUGAGGCUGGAACAACAGCAGCAGCUGCUACAGCAGUCAUUGGAGGGGUUCGUGCUUUAGCAGUGAUUCCCAUUUCUCCACCAGAGUUGGUUUUUAAGGCUGAUCAUCCUUUUUUGUUUUAUAUCAAGGAAAACACUUCCGGAUUAAUCUUGUUUAUUGGGAGAUUCAAGGGUUAACUUUAAGCGAAUUAUGUAAAAGAUUUAUCUAAUAAAAAUACGAAAAGAAAGAG
This is a messenger RNA of Psylliodes chrysocephalus, 1404 nucleotides long. The record is from the annotation of a GenBank genome assembly. Lineage: Eukaryota; Metazoa; Arthropoda; Insecta; Coleoptera; Chrysomelidae.